GCCAUCCCGCUGACUGCGAGGCUUUCCUUUAUAAGACUCCGAUGAUACUAGUUUGGAGGGCUUCCGGCCGGAGACCAUUAGCAGAGACACCCGGAAGGCGGAAGUCUUAGGGCGGAAGUGGCCGAGAGAAAAGGAGAAUGGCGGCCGAGGCCUGGCUUUGGCGCUGGGGCUGGGGCCAGCGGUGCCCAGGGAGGCCUGGGCUUCCUGGCCCCGGCCCAGGCCCCACUACACUUCUACAUUUCCUUCUAUUGCUGGGUCCGGUGGCUGCGGACAUAACCGACGGCAACAGCGAGCACCUUAAGCGGGAGCACUCCCUCAUCAAGCCCUACCAAGGGGUCGGGUCCAGCUCCAUGCCGCUCUGGGACUUCCAAGGCAGCACCAUGCUGACGAGCCAGUACGUGCGUCUGACCCCCGACGAGCGCAGCAAGGAGGGCUCCAUUUGGAACCACCAGCCGUGUUUCCUCAAGGAUUGGGAGAUGCACGUCCACUUCAAGGUCCAUGGCAUUGGGAAGAAGAAUCUCCAUGGAGAUGGCAUCGCCUUGUGGUACACCCGGGACCGCCUGGUACCAGGACCUGUGUUUGGAAGCAAAGACAACUUCCAUGGUUUAGCCAUCUUCCUGGACACGUACCCCAAUGAUGAAACAACGGAGCGUGUGUUCCCGUACAUCUCGGUGAUGGUGAACAAUGGCUCUCUAUCAUACGAUCAUAGCAAAGAUGGACGCUGGAGUGAGUUGGCAGGCUGCACAGCGGACUUUCGCAACCGGGACCAUGAUACCUUCCUGGCUGUCCGCUAUUCCCGGGGCCGCCUUACUGUGAUGACGGACUUGGAGGACAAGAACGAGUGGAAAAACUGUAUCGAUAUCACAGGAGUGCGCCUGCCCACCGGCUAUUACUUUGGCGCCUCUGCGGGCACCGGCGACCUGUCUGACAACCAUGACAUCAUCUCCAUCAAGCUGUUCCAGCUCAUGGUAGAACGCACGCCUGAGGAGGAAAGUAUUGACUGGACCAAGAUCGAACCUGGGGUCAACUUCCUCAGGUCCCCUAAAGACAACGUGGAUGACCCCACUGGAAAUUUCCGAAGCGGUCCCCUGACGGGGUGGAGAGUGUUCCUGCUGUUGCUGUGUGCACUCCUGGGCAUCAUUGUCUGUGCUGUGGUGGGCGCCGUGGUGUUUCAGAAGCGCCAGGAGCGGAACAAACGCUUCUACUGAGUGGCCAGUCUGGCUGGAAGGGCCUGACCUUGGGCCAGAGCUCUUAAAUGAACUUUUUUUCUACUGGGAUUGUAAAAUCAACCAACCAACCUUAUUUCUUAACUGUUUCAAAGAAAUAAUUAAAGUAUUUUCAUACAUUUUGCUUCUGGCCCAGCUGAGACAGCUGGCAGGACUGGGGCUCAGGGCUCCCCUACAGCUGGAGGCUCUUGCCCCAUCUCGAGGCAUGCUCCUGGGAGCAGGGGAGUCUGUACUUGGGGCCCAGCUGAGGCCCUGCGGGUGACUGUCAAACACAAGAGGUUCUGUGUACUCAUGGUUGGCUCCUUAGGGUCCUGGGAGUGGUUUGGUUUGGAGGCACACAGGGUUUGGGAUUUUGGGCCUUCUUCCCUGUAGCUUUUUACGAAGACAAACCUCAGCUAAGGCCGAGGACAGGGCCCAGGGUGUGACGGUUUCCUAAAUAAAGAAGCCAAUCUCAGCCUCAUGA
Messenger RNA from Cricetulus griseus (Chinese hamster), 1689 nucleotides. Lineage: Eukaryota; Metazoa; Chordata; Mammalia; Rodentia; Cricetidae. The record is from RefSeq and is a predicted model, not a curated record.